AUGGACAUGGACAUUGUAAAAAAGAAGGUUUAUGUGCCCGGUAUAAGCCGCUCAGUGAAAGAAACGGAAGAACUUACUUAUGAUCCAAAGGCUUAUCUCCUUUUGCACACAUUUGAAACAGAGUAUCCGUGUCUGAGUUUUGACGUCAUUCCUGAUUCUUUGGGCGUUAAUAGGCAAAGUUUUCCCAUGACAUCUUGGAUUGUUACAGGAACUCAGGCAGACAAAUCACAUUCAAAUCAGCUUAUGGUUAUGCGGUUAUCUAAUAUGCAUGCGAAUAAAAGUGCCUUAAAAUCCAAAGCAAAAGAAUCUAAUAAUGAUGAUGGUGAAAGUAGUUCUAGCAGUGAUGAUAGUAGUGAAGAUGAGGAUGAAGAAGACGAGGCAAAUCUAGUUAAUGAUCGACCUGGAAAGAAAGAACCGAGAAUGCAUGCUUCUUUAGUUUCUCACCAUGGCGGCGUUAAUCGGAUUAAGUUUCAACGUCUCGGGUCAAGCGAUGUUUGUGCUGUUUGGAAUGAUCAGCGAAGAGUUCAAAUUUGGAAUUUAAACCCUUUUAUUUCUUGUAUCGAAAAUAUUUCUCUUUCUGAAUCUACCAAAAGUAUUGCAUUGAAGAAUGAGAAGCCUCUCUUCAGUAAAGAAUAUUCGGCUGAAGGUUUUGCACUUGCCUGGUCAUCUUUACAAACUGGUUCUUUGGCAACUGGAGAUCAUCAUAGAAAGAUUUUUCUUUGGAAAAUGACUGAAGGAGGGAAAUGGAUAGUUGACGCUAACGCUUUAACUGAUCAUCGUGGAUCUGUUGAAGAUUUAGUUUGGUCACCAACUGAAGAAUCUUUGCUUGUAUCAUGUUCUACUGAUAGAACAAUUCGCCUAUGGGAUGUUCGUUCUCCGCCGAGACAGGCUUGUGUUUGUACAAUUAAAGAUGCCCAUGAAGCCGAUGUAAAUGUACUGAGUUGGAAUGCAGGUACAGAUCCACUAAUUGUAUCAGGAGGGGAUGAUGGCGCUUUGUUUGUUUGGUCAUUAAAAACAAUUCAAUACAACCAACCAGUUGCCAAAUUCAUUCACCAUCGCAAGCCUGUAACUUCUGUUGAAUGGAGCCCUCAUGACAGUACAGUGUUUAUGGCUUCUGGGGAAGAUGAUCAGACAACUAUUUGGGAUUUGGCUUUAGAGGCAGAUGAACCAAAAUAUUCUAAUGGAAACGAUGAAGAUGAAGGAAUGGAAGAGGACGACGGAGAAGAAAAGAAAACAAAGGUUGAUGGGGUUGAACAACUCCCUCCACAGCUUCUCUUCAUUCAUAUGGGCCAAAAAGAAGUAAAAGAAGUCCACUGGCAUCAACAAUGCCCUGGUUUAGCAUUGACAACAUCACUUGAUGGAUUCCAUGUAUUUAAAACAAUUAAUUGUUGA
Molecule: messenger RNA, 1392 nt
Organism: Meloidogyne enterolobii
Lineage: Eukaryota; Metazoa; Nematoda; Chromadorea; Rhabditida; Meloidogynidae
Source: the annotation of a GenBank genome assembly